AGGAGUUGCGCUCAACAGCUGGCAAGCCUGCUUUGAUGAUUUUUGACAAAGCUACCUCCCCACGGAGAUACACGAAACACCGUCGGUUCCCUCAGAAAAGACACACACUAAUUGUCCAAUUCAAAGAAGAAAAACGAACAAGGGGGACUUAAAACUGUCAAAAUAUUUAAAACUCAUAUAUACUGACUCGUUGGUAUUUUUCGUGAGAAAUACAGGAGAGAUUUGCCUCGUGAAAAGGUGCCUUUUUGACAGAGCUGUUGCAGCUAUAGGCGCUCGAGAGUGAGGUGAAACGAAAGUUGGGAGCAAAAACGAAUCUUUCCAAAAGGGAAACGACUGGACACUUCGCCUCUCCACUCACUCCAUUUCCUCGCCUUCAAGUCACAAACACGUCGGCUGAGAUGCGGCUGCCAGUUACCUGGAGUUAAAUGCUAACGUUAGUCCAUGAGAGGAGAGUGCGAGUUUGGCCAAGGACGAGGAGAAAGAAGAAGAGGGCUAUUUCCUGAAACAGAGGGACCGAGGGACAGAGCAGGGAGAGGACAUGUCUCUUUGGGUCAUACUACCUGUUAGUCUGCCUUCCUUGACCAUCACUGGAAUAUGGGUUGUGUACGUCAUGGCCCUGUACAACCAGCACGUCUGCCCUGUGGAUAACUGGUUAUAUAACCAGUCGUGUGACAAGGAGCUGUACCUACAGAUUGGACCAACGUUGUGCUGUACUCUAGACAAUGUUCCACUCAUCAGUAAAUGUGGGACUCUUCCUCCAGAAAGCUGCUUCUUCAGCCUCAUCUGCAGCGCUGGAUCCUUCAUGGUGAUGGCGAUAGUAUUCCUACGUUAUGCCCAUGUGAUAGAGAAGUAUCAGAACUGUGUGUUGAACACAGCAGGCCUAUCCACCGGCUGGAUCUGUGCUGCAGGACUCAUCAUGAUUGGCAACUUCCAGGUGGACAAUGCUAAGAUCCUCCACUAUGUGGGGGCAGGGGUAGCAUUCCCCACCAGUAUGCUGUUUGUGUGUCUUCAGUCGGCUCUAACCUACAGGCUGGCCAAGACUCAGGGAGAAUACAGUGUGGCUCACCUACGACUGGGCAUGACACUACUGGCCUUCAUCACCUUGGUGCUUACUGGCGUGUUCUUUAUCCAGGAGAGCUUCGUCCUGCAGCAUGCAUCGGCCAUCUUUGAGUGGGUAUUCUGCAUCAUCAUCAUGCUCUUCUACGGAACCUUUGCCUUCGAGUUCACCGGUGUUACAGGAGAUACUGUGAUGGUGCUAGCCAGAGGGGGAGCCCUGGGGCCCAACAGGAGAGGCCACAAAGUGGAGUCCUUAGGAGGUCCCAUUCCACACCCCCCUGAGACCAUGUCAAUGCUGUAGUCCAUGGGAGAGAAGCCAGAGAGCUGGCCUGUACCAUUAUCAAUCUGGGGGCGGUGGAGGGACUUGUGAGUAUCCAUUGCCAAAACACCACCAUUGCAGGGUGUGAAGUGGACUAUGCCAAUGAGCCCAUGGGAGAGGAGUAGACACUGGAGGAGAUGGGGGUUCGUACUGUUCCCCUGUCCCAGCCUCCAAAGACAAUGCUUGUGUUUGCACGUCACUAAAGGAACCAAAUCCUCUUUUCCUUUUCUUUCAUCCCCCCUUUUUCCAGCCAAAGGAGGAGUGGUGCUUUACAGGAAGUGUUCCCUGCUGCUGUUGGACGUCACUGUCGUCUGGACACAGGUUAAGAGAGGAGGGCAGACGGCCAGAGAGCGUGAGAGGCUGUAUCAUGAGAAAGAGAGGCUGAUAGAAAACUAGAGGAAUGCAUUUGAGAAAAGAGAUACUGCCUGUGUGGGAGAGCUAGGCCUGUGUAAUGUUAGAUUUGCACAUGAAAUCUCUUUAUUUUCAGAGACCAUUUAGUGAGCAGACAUGACUGUUUCCCACAGUGCUAGAUUCCAAACAAGGCAAAAAGCCUCCGUCAUUUGUUCUUUAAAACGCACAAUAACAAUACCAUGACACCCGGGUCUCACAUAGGUCCCAAUAUGCCAAAGGGAAUAUUCUGAAUAUUUAAAAUGGUUAAGUUGACUCUCCUCAAAUGUAGUGAAAGACUAGCUACAACGAAUGUUUUCAUGACAUGGAUGCUUCUCUGAUUAACAGUAUCUUGGUCCUUGAAACCCGGGUUUAAACCUCGGAAUAUCUGGCUGCCAGAAUUACCUUAUUUUUUUCUACUGAAGCUAUGUAAACAUGCCUUAUAAAGCUGGACAUUGUAAUGCAGACUGUACAAAUCUGUUUUUUCCUCAUGAUUAUUAGAUGAACUUGAGUAUAUAGAAAGCCAAACCUCCAAUAGUAUUUUAUAAAUGUUGACUGUAAAGUUACACCUAAACUUAUUGGUGUUGGGAGGGGAGAAGAGGACUGGAAGAAUCCAACUGUAAACCAGCUAAUACAAGCCAGAGCUGUGCCUGGGCUGAUCGAGUUAAAUCACAGAAAAUCUGAAAAAGUCUGAAAAAUUUAGAAUCUAUUUAUAAUCAAAGAAACAAUAAGUGGACACGCCUUCUCUAUUUCAGAGCUCCCCCUUUUCUAUUUGUCAGCCUGGGUGUCAAAUCUGUUUCUGCUUCAGACAGCUUGUCACCGUCCCUGACGGCGUGUCACCAUCUCAGUUAACUUGUCAGUUGUUUUGCAAGGGUACAAUGUAUUGUUGAACGCUGAAACUACAGAACAUUCCUACACCCGGAUUAUCUUCUUAGCUUUCUGUUCCUGUAGCUUAUCCUGGCAUAGGGCCAAAAGGGAACGGGAUGGAGCUUCUACUUGCUGCUGUUCUUCCAUAGAAUGUAGAGAGACAAACCAUCCGUAUCCAUAGAAUGUAGAGAGACAAACCAUCUGUAUCCAUAGAAUGUAGAGAGACAAACCAUCUGUAUCCAUAGAAUGUAGAGAGACAAACCAUCCGUAACCAUAGAAUGUAGAGAGACAAACCAUCUGUAUCCAUAGAAUGUAGAGAGACAAACCAUCUGUAUCCAUUCUCCUGCCUGGAACUACACUGCCAAACUAUCCUCCUGCCUUUCAGAGCUUGUGCUAAGAGAUCUUAUUAUGCAAAUCGGUCUCCACUGUUUCAAUGCUGCCACAUUAGCUAUGAUAAUGAAUAAUAAAUUGGUGGUGCUUAUAUUUGUCCUAUUUCACACAUGUACAAGUAUGUGUUAAUGCGCAUGUGUGAAAUAGAUUUUUUUUGUUUGUUGCAUAUCUCAACUCCGGCUGAGAGACCCGUGGAGAGUGGGGUCACAGCCAGGUUCAGCCAUUAUAAACGGGGAAGCAAUUAGUGUUAAGUGCCUUGCUCAAAGGCAGAUCAUAAGAUUUUUCACCAUGUUGUCUCGGGAUUUGAACUAGCAACCUUUCGGUUACUGGCCCAAUACUCUAAGCGCAGGCUACCUGCCACCCUAGCGGCGGUGGAUUGCAGAACGAUAUGUAGAGUCUAUAGUUUUACAUUCAUCACAACAGCUUGAAAGUGAUUCUGAGAGAGUUUGUCACUUACUGAGGAAGUUCAUCUAAUAGUAAACAUUAGUAGACUGGUGUUUGUGGAGGGGAAAAAGUGGUCCAUUAGCCCCUUUUUAGUGUAGACAGAUUACUGUGCAGAGCUCUUUUGCAUUUACGUCAUUUAGAAGACGCUCUUAUCCAGAGCGACUUACAGUAAGUAGUGUGUGCAUACAUUUUCAUUCGUACUGGUACCCUGUGGGAAUCGAACCAACAACCCUGGCGUUGCAAGUACCAUGCUCUACCAACUGAGCCACACGGGACCACCAUGCUCUUCUAUUGCUAUCAACUGGUUCAAUGUGGCCUUAUCAACUGUUGGAUGAGUAUAAGGCCUGUGAUUCUGACUGAACGCUGUGCCAACCAAUCCUCAACAUGAAGUUCAUCAUCCAUCUGUAUUAGUGCCAGAAAAUGAAUUGAAUUCUGAUGAAUUGAAUCUCAGUUUAAGUGGCCUUUAAAUGCUAUUUUCUUGAAACUGUCUUAAUAAAUCUCACUGACCCAGUAUUGACUUACUCUGCCAAAUGUUAUCAAAUCAUAUGAGAGAGCUUCAAGAAGUAGGAGGAAGUUUUCACCUAGAUACUUAUCCAGGAUCAGUUUAGCAUAUUUCCUCCUUAAUGGUUAGGAUUGGGCCAGGUUUAAUGUCUACGCUGAGCAUCGUGGUCAUUAAUCACCAAAUGGAAAUAAACUGGCUGAAACAGGGAGGGACUAACUGGACUACCUGUCAAAUGAAAAAUUCAAAUUUCCACGGUCAAUUUCGGAACAUUAUAUAACAUUUUCUGUUACAUGUCUUAAUGAAUAUGACCCUUGUCAAUGUUCUGUUUCUCUGUUUACUGAUCUACCUUCAAACUUUUACCUCUCAGGAAUCUGUUACAUCACCAGCUGGCCGCAAUCAGUGAUUCUAAACAAAACUUCACUUUUUCAAGUAUAUUGUGUUUUUUUGUGUAUUCAAUUGUGUUUUAGGGAACAUGUUUUGACCAGUGGGUUGAUUUUACAUUUCAAUAUUGUAGUGCCAUUGGCUUUGCCCAUAUCUGACCUGAUUGGUCACGCCAUGGUUCCAUUGGUUCUAUGUUCUAUACAGAACCAUAUAUUUACAUAUGGAGCUGGUUCUAUGCUUUAUCAAAGAAGGUCAACACUAUCUUGUAGAAAUAGCAGUGGUGUUAUAAGUGCUUCAUUAAGACCUCAUCGAUACGGUUGAUGGAUAAUCAUUAGUUUGGUUGCGUUUUAUUUGUACAUCCAAAGGGUCUCUCGAAGGCUCUGAGUUGGCACACGUGUACUCUCACAGAGUAGAGAACAUUCCUCUAUCUAGCUGUUGUCCUCUGGUAUGUUCAUUGUCUUACCUACCUACAGAUAUCCAAAUCAAAAUAGUGCCAUAUUCUACUGAAAUGUAGAGGACAUGUAUGUGCCUUUUUUAUUUUUGACGAAACCAAAGAAAGAUGUUCCAAGUUAAGUGUUUGAGAGAAGAAAGAUGUAUAUUUGCCUUAAAUUGUUCUACAAUAAAACUGUAAAAGUA
Oncorhynchus kisutch (coho salmon) is the source of this 4982-nucleotide messenger RNA. RefSeq names its product Frag1/DRAM/Sfk1 family protein. The record is from RefSeq and is a predicted model, not a curated record. NCBI's taxonomy places the organism in Eukaryota, Metazoa, Chordata, Actinopteri, Salmoniformes, Salmonidae. The transcript has 8 exons. The coding region runs from base 539 to 1357 and encodes 272 amino acids.